CUGGCAACGAACAUGCUUGGAGGUUGAUCUGCCCCGGCUGUUUGGCCACAGGAGCGCGAGAGAGCCCAGAUGUGGUUUCCCCUGGAUUACGCGUGCCACUCGUUCGCGCGUCUUCCGUGUCUGCCCUCCCUGCCUUUCGCGCAGGCCCGCGCCUCCUCGCAUUGACCGCCCUUCAUCCUGCCUCUGCACUCCCUGCCUUGCCUCCCCUCUCCGCCAGGUAAGGUGCAAUUCCCUUCGUUUUGUCUCGAGCUGAGUUGACUCUUACCCCGCCUUCCCUGUCAGGCUCAGCAUGCCCAGCCCUGGCACCAUGGCGGCCCGUCCGGCUCUCAUAGUCUCGGCGGCUUUGGUAGCAGCCGCCACGGCAAGUUCAGAGUGCAGCGUCGGCGAUGUGGACUGUUUGUUGGAGAAGCUAACGCUCGACGAGAAAUUGCAGUUCUUCGCAGGUGAUUUAGAUGCAAUCGACCACAUUUCUGGCGUCAAGAGGCUCGGAAUCCCCGACAUAAACAUGGGCGACGGUCCCAAUGGAGUCGCCAAUACCAUCGCGGGCACUGCGACCUCGUUUCCUUGCAACUUGGCGGCUGGAGACACGUUCGACCAGCAGGUGAUCAGGAAAUACGCACAGGCGAUGGCCAAGGAGUUCAAGGCGAAGGGCAAGAAUCAGAUAUUGGGUCCUGGCUCGAACCUGGCGCGCAUUAGUCUGUGUGGCAGACAGGAUGAGUACAUGGGGGGUGACGAUCCGCUGCUGAGCGCGGAGUCUGUUAGGGCGUUCGUGAAGGGCGCGCUCGACGAGCACGUCAUGGUAAUGGUGAAGCACUUCCUGCACAAUGAGCAGGAAACGAAUCGAAACGACUGGAGCGCAGAUCCCGAUGUCAAGACUUCGAUGGAGAUCUACAUGCAGCCUUUCCUGGCAGGCAUCGAGGCUGGAGCUGCGGCACUAAUGUGUGCGUACAACCAGGUCAACGAGAUGCACGCUUGCAAGCACAAGGGCAUCAUGCAGGCUGCCAAGAAGGCUGGCGAUGCGUUUUGGAUCGCCAGCGAUUGGGGCGCAGUGUACUCUGAUGCCGCUGACGGAGGCAUCGUAGACUACAUCAAUGCUGGAAUGGACAUGGAGAUGGGAACCUUCGACACUGCUGAUUGCGACGGACACAUGUCUGAUGACGUGAAGGAGACCGAGUAUGGGGCAGAAGGUUAUUGCAACAAAGGGUACUACAUGCUCCAAGACGCAAUGAAGGGCCUCGUGAACAGCGGGAAGGUGAGCAAGGAGCGGGUGGACGAGACAGUUGGCAGAAUCCUCCGCGCUCUCAACACAGCAGGACUUCUGGACCCAGAUGUUCAGGCCGAAUUUCCUACUUAUGCCGAAAAGGACCUACAUUCGAAGUGGUAUGGACCCUUGGCUCAGAAGGACGUGCGCACUAGCGAGUCAAGGUUGGUCGCGCAAGAGGUGGCCACGAAGGCGAUGGUGUUGCUGCAGAACUCGGGCGGGCUCCUGCCCCUCGCAGCCUCUGCAAGGGUCGAGAUGUACGGGUGUGGCGAGGAGGUCCACUUCAGGGCGGAGUCUGGAUCGGCCGCCGGCACGGAGCCGAACAUUCCCAGCUCCGACGAGCGGUGCAAGCCGGACGGGAAAACGGCAUGCCCGUACCCGGACGACGCAGUCACCGCCGCGGGCGUGAGCCUCAAGGCUUUCGGGCUAGAAGACGGAGAGAACGGGCCGCAAGACCCAGACGCGGUGACGGUGGUGUGCUUGGUGCCUGCGUCCAAGAAUUCUGAGGGGACGGACCGCGAGAAUUUGGACUUGGAUGGCGCCGCAGACUUUCCUUUUGAGAAGUUCGACAACGUCGUCGUGUACGUGGUCGCAGGCGGUCCCGUCCUCAUGCCGUUCGCGUCCCAGGUCGACGCGAUCUUGUACUCGUCCCUGCCCGGGGAGAUGGGUGGCGCUGCGUUUGCUGAUGUAUUGCUCGGCAAGGCGAGCCCAUCUGGGCACCUCUCGUUAACAAUGCCGGAGUCGGAGAAGCAGACCAUCAGUCCGACGGAGAGCUCUGACGCCUACAACGAGGGUUGGAGGUUUGGCUACAGAGGAUAUGGCGCCAAGGGUGAACUCCCCAACUUCGCUUUCGGCUGGGGUCUCAGCUACCUGGAGGAGAUUGAAAUCCUCCAGGCGAACAUCAGUACCACCACCAGCGACGGGCGUGUGAAGUUCAGGUACCGCUUAGUCCUGCGGGCUCCCAACUCCGCGCCCCAGCAGGUGACCGAGGCCGGCCAGGUCGUGCAGCUGUACGUUCAGCACCUCAAGCCAGAGGCGCGGCCCUUCAAGCAGCUCGCUGGGUUUGGCAAGGCGCAGAACCUUGUGGGCGUCAAGGACGCCGUGGUCGACAUAGUAGUCGAUCCCCCGAAGGUGUGGGACACCGAGGGGGGUACGGGAGAUGGUUGGGACGGCACGUGGAAGCCGGUCGUUGACUACAAGCUCUUCGUAAGCCUUCAUGGCGUGGAGCUUUGGGGGGGCAAGGGGGGGUUGAGGAGGUGAAAAAGCAGAUGAGGCCACGUACGUAAUCUCAUGCUUCGUUCCCGUUGUCGUGUCCCAGCCGCUUUGAGGCGACACGAUGACGAAGGAUCCAGCACGUUUAGGAUCACUGUGAAGCAUUUGGGCGUGCCUGAGCCAUGAUCUAAGCUGCUGAGAGCGGGGGGCACCCCUUACGGAAGAAGGUGAAUGGCCAACAAUAUCAGCGAGUCUUGUUAUCACGUGUUGACGGUUACCGCUCAGUCAAAGCCCAUUUGUAGGCCAUGAAGCACGAACAGUGAUGCACAACCAGUAUUGCAUCCGUGGCGUAUCGGCCGAAGCCGCAUCGACUUAUUAUGUCCGCCAUUCUGAGCCUCCUUGUCAGUGAAUGCCUGCAGACGAACCCUCGCUCGCCGCACUGCUUGAAGCCAUCGUAUGCGUGUGUCUAUGUGCGUGUGUACAUGCUGUUCACGGCGGCGACGCCCGUUGUGCAUUCGUGCCGCACGAACCUUACGCAGCGGCCAUCGGCCAUGAGGCGCUCUCGAUCGCAUCAUAUCUGGGCACCAGUCUCAAGCACCUAGCGAGGUCUGUCAUGAUCCUUUACCAUGUCAUGCUUCCCACGGUUUCGGAGCGGUGAUCGUGCAGUUGAUAUUCGUGGUGAUGUUGCUACGACUGCUACUACUGAUGUGCAUCCGGUAUUUUCCAUAGUUAUGUCUGGUAGUUCUGUCAUUGCUGCUUCUGGUGCAGCCACUAUUUCCAAUUCAUUAAACUACAUUUGCUGCUAUUUCUGCACUGCUGUUCGGAAGUGUUGCUCCUUCGAUUGAUGCCUGCUGCUUCUAUUGCUAUGGCCGCUGCUACUGCUGGUGGCUCCUGCUAGUGUUUGCAGUUUUGGCAUUGUUUCGUCAUGUUUGUUAUCGUUGCUCGCUCGUAGUGCCAUAGUUGUGACUGCUGGCUGACGCUACCACUGCUGUAGUUGUUGCUCUCUAGGUUGACACGGCUGCUGAUGCAAUUGUUGUUGGCUCCCUUCCCAAAGCCUCCCCGCCCGGAGGGUGAUCUAUGACGUACGCUAGAAGGUCACUUCUCAAGGAGCAUGCGGUCGAGCUCUACCAUGUCACGCACAAUGAAGGCAACACCAACGCAAAUUUACUUGCUGACCUGCCCAUCAAGUUUGUCCAGGCCGACGCCGUGGCCGAGCGGGCAAAAGCACGAGGCCUCGAACCACCCGCCGCAAUGCUCAGUCGAUAUGAGGAGGGGAAGCUCCGCGGCCAGCACAAUUUGCUCGCUACGGGGAGGAGCAGCCUGAGGCCACUAUUCCUCGCUGGCGUCGCAACUGCUGCGGCCACCGCUACGCUGCUCGCAGCCUCUGUAGCGUGGAGAGCGCGUCAGAGGAGGCAGUCCAUGGAGCUCGAUCCCCUUAUCGCCGAUUACUCGACCCAGUAAGAGGGGCUCGGAUGUAAUUAUAUUGUGUAGCUAGCUGUUCGAAGCCUUUCGAAGGCCACGGAUGGAGCAAUCCAGGGCCGAAGGACAAUCACAAUUGGAGGGAG
This is a messenger RNA of Prorocentrum cordatum, 4038 nucleotides long. Lineage: Eukaryota; Dinophyceae; Prorocentrales; Prorocentraceae. The record is from the annotation of a GenBank genome assembly.